Messenger RNA from Aspergillus sclerotioniger CBS 115572, 351 nucleotides. RefSeq names its product LSM domain-containing protein. Lineage: Eukaryota; Fungi; Ascomycota; Eurotiomycetes; Eurotiales; Aspergillaceae. The record is from RefSeq and is a predicted model, not a curated record. Gene Ontology annotation, cellular component: NatC complex. Bases 1 to 351 code for a protein of 116 amino acids. The transcript has 2 exons.
AUGGACGAAAACAAAGCCGUUCAAUAUUUGGACUCGUUGAUCGGUCGGACACUACGAGUGCACGCGACUGACACGCGCAUUUUCGUGGGCACCUUCAAGUGUACGGAUGCGGCUCGAAAUAUUAUCCUUGCCAGCACCUACGAAUACCGCUUCCCUUCUCCAUCUACCGUUCGAGACGCGGCCACGGGUACGAAUGAUUCAGCCGCCGGUAGCGCAGAGGAUGCCCCGAACGUCAAAGUGAAUAUGACCAGUCGAUUUAUCGGUCUUGUGGUCGUCCCGGGUCAACAUAUUACGAAAAUCGAGCUGGAAGAGACCCCGCCCAGUCGCGCGCGGGAGGCUUUCAAGAAAUAG